Molecule: messenger RNA, 2258 nt
Organism: Fundulus heteroclitus (mummichog)
Lineage: Eukaryota; Metazoa; Chordata; Actinopteri; Cyprinodontiformes; Fundulidae
Product: adhesion G protein-coupled receptor F5-like
Exons: 9
Coding region: 45-2258 (737 amino acids)
Biological process (GO): G protein-coupled receptor signaling pathway; cell surface receptor signaling pathway
Cellular component (GO): membrane
Molecular function (GO): G protein-coupled receptor activity
Source: RefSeq, a predicted model, not a curated record
AGGUGGAAAUCAAAUCAGCUCCCAAUGUGCAAGUGCAGGGUAGAAUGUUUGCUCAAUGUGUCCCCGGAGGGACAGUACCGAUUGAAUGCUGUGUCCAGUCCCCUUACAAAGUCAACUGGUUUUCUGGUUCAACAGCUCUAACUGGUCAAAGUACAGACCCAAAUUGCAUCACUUAUCAAUACCGAAUGCAAAGCUGUUCAGAACCAAAGGACGAAACUUUCACAUGCAAAGUUGAAAAUCCAAAGGGCUAUCAAAAAGAAACACGUCUGACAAUCUUUUUAGACCCUAUUAUCUGCAAUGAUGCGGAGUAUGGACCUGGAAGAGUAAAUGACAUAGCAGAAGGAAAGUGUGAAGAAGGUCAAACAGGGACCAAGACUGCAAAGUGUUUGGAAUCAAGGAACUGGAAACUUCUGGAAGACACCUGCAUCGUAACCAUAAUCAAAGAAUUACUAAUUGAUUCAGCGGAUCUGAAAGAAGAAGAACUUCCAGAAUUUACUGAAGAUUUAAGUAACGCUGUCGAUGAAGAAGAAGAACAAAUCACUAAAUCAUCUUCGACAAUCUCUGCUAUUGUUGAUAUCCUAAAUACCAUUGCAAAUGUUUCAAAAGAUGUAAAAGAAGAUGUCAUGCAGAAUGUACUGGAUACUGUUGAUGUUAUCAUUAGUGAUGAUGCAAAGGAUUCUUGGAACUUUCUGAAUUCAAAUCAAACACAAAAUUCGAGCUCACUGUUGUUGGGUUCAUUGGAGACAAUUUCUGAAAGACUGAAUGGAACAUUUGAAAUAAAUACUAAACGGAUUCAGCUCAGGAGAACCACAUUCAUAGACUCGUUUAAGAAAGAACUAAACUCCACUGUUUCCAUAACCAUUCCAUCAACAGGCCUUGAUGACACAUUCAUCACCACCAUUCUUUUCUCCACCUUGAAUAAUGUUCUGCCAGCACGGAAUUCUUCAUUUGACUUUAGCCUUUUUAAUGACACCAGCAAUGAAACUGACACUGGAAACGCCAUCAAUGCUGCUGUUCUACUUGUCAAAAUAAAUGAAAAAAUUCGCAACGUCACCUUAAGCUACAACAAGCUCAAUACCACCCUGGAACUGGACCCACAGUGUGUCUUCUGGAAUUUUAACCUCUUAGGUAAACGUGGUGCCUGGGAUGAUGAGGGCUGUGAGUUUGUUUCAGACAUAAAUGAUACUGUAACCUGCACCUGCAACCACCUCACCUCUUUCUCAAUUCUGAUGUCAACCGAUAUCCCUGAAUCAAUCAGAAUAUUACUGGAUAUAAUGACUUAUAUUGGAGUUGGGAUAUCAAUGAUCAGCCUACUUAUUUGUCUCCUUAUUGAAGGAAUUGUAUGGAGAGCCCUAACCAAAAAUAGCACUGCCUUCAUGCGCCAUGUUGCCAUUGUUAACACGGCACUGUCCCUGCUGAUUGCUAAUAUCUGUUUCAUCAUUGGAGCCUCUAUUGCAAAGAACCCAAAAGAAAACCCAGAUGAAGACUACAAAGUGCCAGUGGGACCGUGUAGUGCAGCAACCUUUUUCAUGCACUUUUUCUAUCUUGCCAUGUUCUUUUGGAUGUUUGUUUCAAGCCUCCUGCUCUUAUAUCGAACAGUCAUGGUCUUCUCCCAAAUGUCCAAAUGGGCCAUGUUUGCUAUUGGCUUAACUGUGGGAUAUGUUUGCCCUCUGAUUAUAGCUGUUACUACAGUUGCUGCCACUGCACCUGGGAAUGGAUACGUGAGGGAAGAUCAGGCUUGUUGGCUAAACUGGACUAAGACUAAGGCCCUCUUGGCCUUAGUGAUCCCUGCCUUGACCAUAGUUGUGUUCAAUAUUUUGGUAAUAAUUGUGGUCUUGUACAAGAUGCUGAGAAGAAGAAGUACGGGAAACACAGCCCAGGCAGAUGAAAAACACGCCUUGGUAGUCAUUAUCAGAUGUGUGGCUAUACUAACUCCUUUAUUCGGACUGACCUGGUGUUUGGGAAUUGGAACCAUGUUGGACCCAACAAAUGAAGGGAUCCAUAUUGCCUUUGCUUUCUUCAAUUCACUCCAGGGUUUCUUCAUUUUAGUGUUUGGGACAUUAUUUGACUCCAAGAUCCGUUCUCUUAUUUUACGAAAAGUGCCUGCUUUAAGCUCUACUUCUAAUCGAACAAGGAGCACAAGUGCUGGGAUUUCCUCCAAUAGCGGACUAAAUAUCAUAAACCGCCUUCGUGGCAGGAUGCUUGCUCACUUCUCCUUUGGACCAGGUCUCGCCCUGCCCUCGCUAGUUGGUUACUAA